GUGAAGACCGUUCAACAAUCACAUUUCACCGGACAAAAAAAAAAGAAUCAUUCCCUCUCGAAUAUAUUUACAUAAAUGCCACCUUAAUUAAUUUGCAAAUAUCACGAUUUGAUAACUGAACUUUCCAACAACCCCCACAUUUCUAAACAAAAACGAAAAAAGAAAGUUGACAAAAAUCAACACAAUUCGCAUUUCCAUCAUCAAGUUUGAGGAAGAGUGAGAAAAAAAGAAUUUGGUCAUCAAAUUUUGACGAUCUUCCAAUAAAUUUGAAGCUAAAAAUGGCCUCAGGUGAUGUUUGGCAUAUGGAGAAAAGAUCAAGUGUGAGAAAUGACUCUUUUGGGGAUAAAGCAGACACUGAGAGUUCCCUGGAAAGUGGGUCCCUUUCAAUUAUUGUUCUUGGUGCUUCAGGUGAUCUUGCAAAGAAGAAGACUUUUCCUGCUCUAUUCAAUCUCUAUCGUCAGGGAUUUCUUCCUCCAAGUGAGGUCCAUAUAUUUGGUUAUGCUAGGUCAAAGAUGACAGAUGAUGAAUUGAAAGAUCGUAUUCAUGGAUAUCUGGUUCCCUCCAAGAAUGCAACCCCAGAGAUGUCUGAAGAUGUUUCUAACUUUUUGCGUUUGAUUCAAUAUGUGAGUGGCUCGUAUGAUACUGAAGAGGGUUUUCAAUUGCUGGAUAAAGAAAUUUCCAAGUAUGAGUAUGAGCAGAAUCGUCAAGAAGGAAUAUCUAGAAGACUCUUUUACCUUGCUCUACCGCCUUCAGUAUAUCCACCUGUCUGCAGAAUGAUAAGACGCUACUGUAUGAAUAAAUCUGAAAAUGUUGGAUGGACACGGAUGGUUGUUGAGAAGCCUUUCGGGAGAGAUUUGCAAUCAGCAGAACAACUUAGUUCACAAAUUGGAGAGUUGUUUAAUGAGUCACAGAUUUACCGUAUUGAUCACUACUUGGGAAAAGAGUUGGUUCAGAACUUGCUUGUAAUGCGAUUUGCCAAUCGCUUUUUUCUUCCCCUUUGGAACAGAGAUAAUAUUGAUAAUGUACAGAUUGUCUUUAGAGAGGAUUUUGGAACAGAUGGUCGAGGUGGCUACUUUGAUCAAUAUGGAAUAAUUCGUGACAUUAUUCAGAACCACCUCUUGCAGGUUCUCUGUUUAGUUGCCAUGGAGAAGCCGGUCUCACUUACACCAGAGUACAUUCGUGAUGAAAAAGUGAAGGUUCUUCAAGCAGUUGAUCCGAUUAAGGAUGAAGAGGUUGUUCUUGGGCAAUAUGAAGGCUACAAAGAUGAUCCAACUGUUCCAGAUACCUCAAACACACCAACAUUUGCAACCGUGGUUUUGCGGAUACACAAUGAAAGAUGGGAAGGUGUUCCAUUUAUACUAAAGGCAGGGAAAGCAUUGAAUUCAAGGAAAGCAGAAAUUCGGGUUCAGUUCAAGGAUGUCCCUGGUGAUAUAUUUAAAUGUAAAAGGCAAGGAAGAAAUGAAUUUGUGAUGCGGCUACAGCCUUCGGAGGCAAUCUAUAUGAAGCUUACGGUGAAACAGCCAGGGUUGGAAAUGUCGACUGUACAAAGUGAACUGGAUUUGUCAUAUAAGCAGCGGUAUCAGGGAGUCGUUAUUCCAGAGGCCUAUGAACGUUUGAUUCUGGACACAAUUAGAGGUGAUCAACAGCAUUUCGUCCGCAGAGAUGAGCUGAAGGCUGCAUGGGAGAUCUUUACUCCUCUUCUACACAGAAUUGACGAGGGACUAUUGAAGUCUGUUCCAUAUAAGCCGGGAACUCGAGGCCCAGCUGAAGCAGAUGCCCUACUUGAGAAGGCUGGUUAUGUUCAAACUCAUGGCUAUAUCUGGAUUCCUCCUACUUUAUAGGAAUGUGGAAAAUCCAUAACAAAGAACACAGCUAUUGCUGGGAUAUGUCGGAGUAGCUAUGUGCCCAUUACCUCGAUGAUCGCCCACUAGUUCAUUACGGUGUAUUAAUGCAACUACCAAUACAAUAAGAUUUACUUUGGAUGAGUUUUCAGUAUGAACAGGGCUAUUCUUGACAUUUAUGGGCCUAAGGCGAAAUUCAGAUAGCCCUUUCUAAGUCAAUAUUAUUAUUGUGCAACUAUAAGAAGUAACUUUCUAUUGUA
Messenger RNA from Beta vulgaris subsp. vulgaris (sugar beet), 2101 nucleotides. RefSeq names its product glucose-6-phosphate 1-dehydrogenase 6, cytoplasmic. The transcript is spliced from 16 exons. Gene Ontology annotation, molecular function: glucose-6-phosphate dehydrogenase activity; NADP binding. Gene Ontology annotation, biological process: pentose-phosphate shunt, oxidative branch; glucose metabolic process. Gene Ontology annotation, cellular component: cytosol. The record is from RefSeq and is a predicted model, not a curated record. Bases 279 to 1841 code for a protein of 520 amino acids. Lineage: Eukaryota; Viridiplantae; Streptophyta; Magnoliopsida; Caryophyllales; Amaranthaceae.